This is a messenger RNA of Caenorhabditis briggsae, 2484 nucleotides long. RefSeq names its product Protein CBR-NRF-6 (gene Cbr-nrf-6). Lineage: Eukaryota; Metazoa; Nematoda; Chromadorea; Rhabditida; Rhabditidae. The transcript is spliced from 12 exons. The coding region runs from base 1 to 2484 and encodes 827 amino acids. The record is from RefSeq and is a predicted model, not a curated record. Gene Ontology annotation, molecular function: acyltransferase activity, transferring groups other than amino-acyl groups.
AUGGGUAGAAUGCGGAGGCCGCUGUUCUUCGCAAUACUGGUUUCAUUAAUCACAAUAUCAAACUCAAAGUCCAGCUAUCAAUACGAUGGAUCCCUAUUCUCGAGCAAAGAAUUGGAUUAUGAUGAAUCGGAUACGAAAGCAAUGGGAUCGGUUUUCUCGAGAUAUAUGGCUGAUUCGGAUGCUCAGUUGAUUUUGGAUUUGGACGUUUUUAGACACUUUUUCAAUUACGCCGAAGCUUAUAGAGAUGGAGCAGAGGAGGGAAAUCUGGAAUUGAUGAAAUAUGCAGUGGAGAUGGUGGAGAAGUUGAGAGAAUUUGAUAUUUCUAUGGCAUGCGUCGGGGACAUGAUGCAUUUGGCAUGGACCGGUGUCGAGUAUGCAACACACGUUGAGGAGCACAAAAAUUGCUCGGACUGCAAAUGCACACCGCUAUUUCAGCAGAAGAAAUCCGAGAGACAUUGGAUUUUCAAUGUGUUCGAUGCAAUGGGAAAAGUGCCAGCUGGUAUUAUGAGUGGAAAUAAUCUAUGGGUCGGAUCAUGGAGCACUUGUAGGAAGAUUGAUGUCGUCAAGAAUGCUCAGGGCCAAAAAUGGAAGGGACAAUACUGUCUGGCUACAAUUGACGCCUAUGAACGGGAUAAUCCAUUGGUUUAUUUUGGAAACAUGAUGUCUGGAGCACCAGAUCGUCAUUGUUAUGAGAAAAACGAGAAAAGUGUGGUAGACGAUGAUUCCUGCUUUGCUCUGUUCCCAGUUCUUAAAUUUGGUGUAUGUAUGCCGAACACUUGCACAAAUCAUGAUGUGAAACGGAUGUUGACUUUUGCGAUUCGAGCUACUGAGGCGGCAGCUGGAACCAAGUCAGUUUGCAAUGUGGAUGUUGAAUGUCGUGCUGAAAACUAUUCAGAUGCAAUGAGUGAGAAUGGAUUGGCCAUGUUUGCUUUAUAUUUCCUGAUUGCUACUGUGGUCCUUGUCGCAUUUGGAACAUUUUUAGACCUCCUAAUUGUUUCGAAAUAUCCAGAAGAAGCCGAACAGAGCAAAGCUUUCAAGCAUUGGUUCAUCCAAUUCAUUCUGGCCUUCUCGGCAUAUACCAAUGGAUUGGAGAUCCUUACUUCGAAAAGAAACGAGAAAGAGAUCAAUUCACUUCAUGGAGUCAGAUUUUUGAGCAUGUGUUGGAUCAUUUUGGGACACACCUAUUAUUAUAUUGGAACUUCGUUGACUACUGAUAAUUUGGUGCCAACGCUUAUCAAUUUCCCACAACAAUGGCACACUCAAAUCAUCGUUCAGGCGCCGUUGGCCGUGGAUUCGUUCUUCUUUUUGAGUGGAAUGUUGGCUGCCUUCUCAUUCUUCAAGAAAACAAUGAAAGCCGACCCGAACCAUCCACCAAGACUAAGUGCUCUCAACUGGCAAACGUGGCCAUUAUACUUCAUCAAAAGAUACAUCCGAAUCACUCCAACAUAUGUGGUUGUGAUGCUUUUCGAUGUUACCCUAUUCACAUACAUCUCAAAUGGUCCAUUCUGGAGACCAAUUGAAAGACAGGGAUGUCGAAUUGCUUGGUGGACGAAUUUCAUCUAUCUCAACAACUUUUUGUUGCAAGAGGAGGAAUGUUGCAUGGGUUGGACUUGGUACCUGGCUAAUGACAUGCAAUUCCAUUUGGUUUUAAUGCCCCUCAUCGUGAUUGUCUUCUUAAAAUUCGGAAUGAAAAUUGGGCUCUGGUUGUCGACUGGACUAAUUGGCGCUUCGUCGAUAAUUAGACUAAUUAUUACUCAAGUCAAAGGAUACCCACCAGCUCCACUGCUAACUGCGAAGCUUCAGAUCGUUCACAUUCUAAACGACUACUGGAACGAUGUCUACGUACGACCAUACAUCAGAUGCACACCGUUCAUCAUUGGCGUCGUUGUCGGAUAUCUUCUGAAUGCGUGGACUACCAAAGAUCAAAAGGAUUUGAAAAUCAAGCUUACUCCGAAAACUGUUCUAAUUGGAUGGUGCACAUCAACAGUUUUAGGACUUUAUGCGGUCUUUGGAUUGUAUAAUUUCGCUAAAACUGGAGAUAUCUCCAAACCCUGGGAGAUUCUUUACACUAUUUUUGGAACUCCUGCAUAUUCUUUAGCCCUUGGAUGGGUGGUUUUCGCAUGUACUACUGGAAAUGGUGGUCCGGUUGACACCAUUCUCUCCUGGAGAUUCUUCGUUCCAUUAUCGAAAACUACGUUCUGCGCAUAUUUACUUCAUCCAAUUAUGCUUCAGAUUUACAAUUUGAGCAGACCCCAGCCAUUCCAUUUUACCACUUUUAUUCAGAUGGUCCGCUACACAGUUGAAGCAGUUGUAGCCUCGUAUUGCGUCGCACUACUCUUCUCGCUUGCAUUCGAAAAACCAUUCAACAAAAUCGACGAGAUGCUAUUCGACAGCAAGAAAGUGAUGAAUGGGGAGAGGAAACAGAAGAACGGUGGCUCGACGGAAAUGGUUCCAUUGAAUAGACAGAAUCGGGAUAGCGAAUAA